Molecule: messenger RNA, 1479 nt
Organism: Emiliania huxleyi CCMP1516
Lineage: Eukaryota; Haptophyta; Isochrysidales; Noelaerhabdaceae
Exons: 9
Coding region: 1-1479 (492 amino acids)
Biological process (GO): rRNA processing
Cellular component (GO): Pwp2p-containing subcomplex of 90S preribosome; small-subunit processome
Molecular function (GO): protein binding
Source: RefSeq, a predicted model, not a curated record
AUGGACUUUGUCGUCGAUGCGCGGCCCGAGAACGAGCCUCUCGCGCCAUCGGCCGAGGGUGCUCCGUCUCGCAAGCGGCGCCGCAAGCGCAGCGGAAACGCGGCGCGUGAGCGGAUGCUGGCGUCGCUGGUCUUCAGUGAGGGCGGAGCGAGCGCUGCGAUCGAGGAGGCCGACGCGGACGCUUUCGGAGCCGCGGCGGCUGCUUCCGACGGCGAGGGCGACGAGGGCCUGUCCGGCGGCGAGCAGCCGAGCGGCGGCAAGAGCGGCGGCGAGGAGGAGGCGGAGGAAGAGGGCGAGGAGGAGGCGGAGGAGGAGGAGGAGGAGGAGGAGGAGGGCGGCGAGGAGGGCGGCGAGGGCGACGGCGGCCGCGACCCCGCGCCCGCGUGGCAGGACGACGACGACGACGAGCUGCAGGUCGACGUCAUGGCGGGCGGCUCGCGGCUGCGCAAGCUGCGCACCCGCCCUUCGGAGCGCGUGCUUGGAGGCAAGGAGUACGAGGCGAGGCUUCGCGCGCAGUUCGCGGCUACGCAGCCGGCGACGGGGUGGGCGGAGAUGCCGGCGCGGCGCGGGGCGAAGGGGAAGCAGCGGCGACCAAAGCAACCGACAGGCGGCGCGUCGAGUGACGAGGGCUCGGACGGGGCGGAGCUCGCCGUGAAGCGGACCGUCGACCUCAACGCCGCCGCCGCCUCCAACUCCGCCGUCAGCUGCGUCGCCUGGCACCCGAAUGGCACCCGCAACACGCUGCUGCAGUCUGUCGCCUCCGCCGCCUUCUCCUCCGACGGCGCGCGAGCCUUCGCGUGCGGCCGAGGGCGCCAGUGGGCCUGCGUCGACCUGCACAGCGGCCGAGCGACGAUGAUGCCGCCGCUCCCGGGCAGGGAGGAGGCGGGCUACCGCGAGGCACCCUCCUCGCCACCCUGCAGCCCUCCGAGCCGACCGCGCGCUUCGGCGGCGGCCGGCGGCUGCCAGUGCGUCGCCUAUUCUCCCGACGGCGCGCUGCUGUUUGCUUCCGGCGGCGGGAACGGCCGCGUGCAGGUGUGGGACGUGCGGCGGCGCGUGUGCAUCCACACUUGGCACGACGGGUCGGGCGUGCGAACCACGCGCAUCGCGCUCUCCCCCGACGGCCGCUACGUGGCCACCGGCUCGGACGCGGGCGUCGUCGCGCUGUACGAGACCGCCGCGGUCGUCGCGGGCGGCGAGCCAAAGGCGCUGAAGGAGUUCAUGAACGUCCGCACCGCCAUCACGGCGCUCGCCUUCAACCACUCCUCCGAGCUGCUCGCGUUCGCGUCCAAGUACGCAAAGGCGUCGAUGCGAGUCGCGCAUUUGGCGACUCGCCGUGUCUACCCCAACUGGCCGACGUCGAAGACGCCGCUCAAGUACGUGCAGUCGUUUGCCUUCUCGCCAGGGUCGGGAUACCUCUCUUUCGGCAACGACAAGGGCGCCGCGCUGCUCUACCGCCUCAACCACUUUGAGGCGGCGUGA